Molecule: messenger RNA, 3231 nt
Organism: Dufourea novaeangliae
Lineage: Eukaryota; Metazoa; Arthropoda; Insecta; Hymenoptera; Halictidae
Gene: sty
Product: protein sprouty homolog 3
Exons: 2
Coding region: 1849-3213 (454 amino acids)
Biological process (GO): multicellular organism development; negative regulation of fibroblast growth factor receptor signaling pathway; negative regulation of MAP kinase activity
Cellular component (GO): membrane; cytosol
Source: RefSeq, a predicted model, not a curated record
CUCGCGCGGCCCAAGCCUCGUUCCUUCUCUCCGUCGGUGUCUACGUGUUUCUCGCUCUGGCUCGAGUACGCAUCCCGUAGCGGAUAGGAGAGAGAGAAAGGAAAAAGAGAGAGCAAGGGAGACCGUAGGAGCGCAGCAGCAGCAGCAAGCAGCAGCGGCAGCGGCAGCAUCGUUGCCACGAGACGAGAGGGAGCCGUGUGUGUGGCCAGUGCGCGAGAAGAAGCCGCGGUGUGUGUUCACCGAUCUUGUCCUUCUGUCUCGUCUCGUCCCGUUUCUUCGCGGCUUGCCUAGCCUCGCGUCUCGUCUCGUAUCGUGCCUUGGUGUUUUUCUCCAACUCUCUCGGGCUCGUACGGAGAGUCGAGCGACAACCGUGUGCUGCUGGGUGCCGCCUUUCGUUCCAUCGACUACGGAAACCAAUCGGCCGCGAAUCCGUGCACCAUUCGCUCGCCACCCAGGAUCCUUAGCCUCGCGAGUUUCUUGUUACGUUCUUUACACGUUACGUUCACGCGUCAACAUCCAUUACAUUUCUAGCUACGUACGCGUGGUAAACCGUGACUCGAGCAGAUGUGUUUACGUGUUUGUUGUGACGUUUUGUGACCAGUGGCAAAGAAGCAGUGACGAAAAAAAAAGAAAAGAAACAGGGAGGAAAAGAGCCUGUAUAUUUUUGCGGGAAAACAGAGAAAGGAAUCCGGGUGCCUUUUCUUUCUCUCUUUGAGUUUUCUUCUCCCGAGGUCAGUGAAAAAAAAGCAAAAUUAGUGGGGAAACUACGACCGAAGGGUGUAUAGUACCUAAUCGAGGUUCCCUUCGCGUAUCGUGGUCCGAUGAGUUUGUGCACGACGUGCCGCGUACGCGAACACUGGAGCUAGGCCUAAAGAAGAGGGAAGUUCGAGAGAGAUAUAUUGAGAGGAGGCUCGCGGUGCAGGGUACAGGUGAAACGGAAGUGCCGAAAGUGUGGAUACCUUGGACUACGAGCCGCCCCCGGUGCUGCCACCGCGGCGCCCGCCCUGGCCGUCCAACAGCCCGAGCAGCAGCACCGCCUCGAGGUACAGCGGCCAGCAGCGCGCCGUCACCGCCGCCACCACGUCCUCGCUGACAGCGACGGCGGCUACGACGACUACCACGUCGACGACGCUUAGACCGGCGUUCCGAGGCUCAACGACCUCCUCGUCUGCGCGAGUGUCGCCGCAGCCGCCACCCUUGACGCCGCCCCAGUAUCCUGCGCCCCCACGGCCCCCUAGUCGAAACGGUGGGGAUGAAGCGCGUGUCGCGAGGGCGAGAGGAAGCGGACGCGGAGCAUUACCGAGCACCAUCCUCGCUAAUGGAACGCCCUUGCCGAGAGUGCCACCACCUCGCGCGGGCUGGGCAGUGCGGAUCAACGAGGCGACACUCACUACGCAAACUCAGUCAACUAAUCGUCAACAACAACAACAGCAGCAACAACAACAACAUCAUCAGCAGCAGCAUACGUCGAGUAGUCCAGGUACACCGAGAGCCGUCGAACAAUGGGCUAGCGAGCGGGCAGCAUCGUCGUCGUCGGCUUUGUCGGUUCGUGGUACCACGUCACCAUCAUCACCAGAAGCAACAGCAAGAAGAUCGGGAACAGGAUCAUCAUCAUCAUCACCAGGAAGGGAGCAACAGCAGUACUCGUCGUCGAGUCGAAUCGGAGGUGGAAGAGGAGCAGGAGGAGGAGAAGUCGCAGAGGUCACCAAUAGUGGUAUCCAUUUCCCGGAUCAUUGGCAGGAGGAGGAAGAGCUGGAGGCGAAGAAGAAGGAGGAGCACCGGAAGCAUCGCGUGGACGCAGUGGUGCGUUACCAAGCCGAGCAUCUUGGACUGAGAUCCGGUCGGCCGAUGUCGCAGAACAAUGCGAUACCGCCGCUCUCGCGGCCACCUUCCUCGCAAUCUACAACCGUUGAUCACGCAGCCGUUCCCAGCCUCGACGUCAACACCGCUGACGACGAAGACGCGCAUUCCUCUCCCGUACGCCCCGUCCAGAUCGUUCACCCUAUCCGUCGGCACGAUCACAAUCGGCCGUUUCCACCCCCACGAGUACCGGCCACGCACCUCGCGACGGGACCGCCGACACUACCCUUGACAACCACCAACAGCAUCAUCUCCACGUCACUCGUCACGACAACAACAGCACCCACGACCCCUCCUCCGUCGAACCCCAGAGUCCUGGUCACCGCGCCUCUCAGCCCGUUGUCGAGCACCUUCCGCAGCAGGCCACGUAACGUGGACACGUCGAACGAGACACAGAGCCCCAGGCCGUUGUUGUCCACCGCCGAUACUCCACCGAGAAGUCCGAUCGGCGAGGUCAGCCUGACCGUGCCCCGACCGGACGGCGAAAGGACCAUCAACGAGUACGUCGAGGCGCCGUUCAAGAACUGUUGCCUGAACCAGGACCAACGACGUGUCGACGAUGAGAAACGUACCGCGGUCGAUUGCCCGAAGAUCGAGAGGAGGCAUCAACGGCAAAAGUGUCUGUCGGACGCGUCACAGGUCGCCGCCACCCAUCACAGGCUACACGCGACUAGAAUAUCGCGUCAGCAGGCGUUUCGGGGUGGAUCGAACACGGUUGGCGCGAACCCGGUUGCGUCGUCCACCGCGAACACCACGACGGUGAACAGUACCGUGACCAAGCAGCCGGUCUCGUUCACCAAAGAGCCGGCGAACAGCCUCGCCUCGAGGACCUAUGAUCCUGCUGGUCUCUCGAUAAUGUGCAAUUUUUGCGGCCGAUGUCGGUGCGAAUCGUGCCGGGAACCGCCGCCGUUGCCCAGCAAGUGGUUGUGCGACAACAAGUGCUUCUGCUCCGCGGACACGAUACUCGAUUACGCGUCUUGUCUCUGUUGCGUGAAAGGACUGUUCUAUCAUUGCGUGGACGGCAGCGGAACGGGAGGGAUGGACGGCGAGACGGCCGGGAACUGCGCGGACGAGCCGUGCUCGUGCACGGGGAACAGAACGGUGUCCAGAUGGGCCUGUCUAGGAGCACUGACUCUGGUGAUGCCGUGUCUGCUUUGUUACUGGCCGUUCAAGGGCUGCGUCGCCCUCUGUGAGAUCUGCUACGCACGUCACGCCGCCCAGGGUUGCAGGUGCAAUCCCGGAACGUUGGGGAGCUCUGGGUCCUCCGGUAGGCAUCAUCCGGUCGCGAACGACAUUGGGGACUCGAGGGACCCGGAGAAGAGGUUGCUCGACCCGGUCACCCCGGAACUUUAACCCCCCUGCGGGUUGUGU